AUGACUGAAGCAAGGGCGUACCCCCAUGUGCGACUAGAUUACUGCAUUAGCGACCAUCUUAUCUUCCGUGUACCCGAUACCUGGUAUACGGGAGCUCAACAGCCAGGGGAGUCGACAAUGAUUUGCCAAUUGACCGAGUCCAAGACCCCGAUCCAUCAAUCACGAUGGUUGUACGGGGUACAGAUGGACAAUGCCGGGUCGGCGGAAAUGAAGCUGGCUGUCGCACGGCUAGCUGACCAUGAGACAGGCAAAAGGCACCUUGUUGCCGUGCCGGACUGGCGAGUCGCUGGGACUUUUUUUCUGGGGCAUGGAUUACUCGAUUGGGUGCGUCGUGCAUCGCAACUUGAAGCCGGCGCGAAUCCAAGCGCGAGUCCCGUGCUGGUGGAGAGGGCAAGAGGAGGAGAAAGCCAUCGACGGUCCAGUCAGCGUCGUUAGGACAUCGACCUAGGGAGAAUAAAAUCCCUCAUACAAACCGCUCUUAGGCCGACGUCGGCCAUUAAGGUACAAGGCUCUAACUCUUAGUCGCCUUAGCUGCAGGCCAAUGACACCACCGCAGCAGGACUUUUGAUCCUGGGCGCGGAGGUCGAUAAGCGGACGUAUUAAUCCUUAAUCCUAUUCCUGGGUAGCUCAGUCGGUGUUUGUUAGGUUAAUGCUAUUCUUAUCCGGCGUUGAUCCCGG
Aspergillus piperis CBS 112811 is the source of this 678-nucleotide messenger RNA. RefSeq lists its product as uncharacterized. The transcript is spliced from 2 exons. Lineage: Eukaryota; Fungi; Ascomycota; Eurotiomycetes; Eurotiales; Aspergillaceae. The coding region runs from base 1 to 435 and encodes 144 amino acids. The record is from RefSeq and is a predicted model, not a curated record.